This is a messenger RNA of Trichomycterus rosablanca, 3709 nucleotides long. Its product is annotated as C2H2-type zinc finger protein. The record is from RefSeq and is a predicted model, not a curated record. Gene Ontology annotation, molecular function: DNA-binding transcription factor activity, RNA polymerase II-specific; RNA polymerase II cis-regulatory region sequence-specific DNA binding. Gene Ontology annotation, biological process: regulation of DNA-templated transcription. NCBI's taxonomy places the organism in Eukaryota, Metazoa, Chordata, Actinopteri, Siluriformes, Trichomycteridae. Bases 234 to 3023 code for a protein of 929 amino acids. The transcript has 9 exons.
GUUCCGGGCUUUUGCUCUGUUCAACAGCUCCGUACAUUUCUGCUGCUUCGGUUCACUUGAGGAUGUUGUUUAAAUAUCCAACUUGACUUGAAACUCACAUUGUAAAUCUAUUUAUUAUUUUUAUGCCUUGUUUAAACACGGACCUGCCGUUCUGUAAGGACGAGCCUUAAAAUAAAGCUUCAAGUUUGUUUGGGGACUAUUCAGCUAAUCGGCUAACAGCUAGCAGAGCAAUAAUGAUGGAAGGCUCAAAGCAGGAUGACGCGGAUUCUUUGCUUUGGCCUUCUCUGCGUCUGCUGGUCCCACCAAUACGAGUCAUGUCUGCUGUGAUGUGGCGUAUCAUACAGCAUCGAGAUGUGUUGCAGUACGGGAUGCUGGCGGACUUUGUGUCACUGGUUACUGAAGCUGUUCCAGAGCUCUUUAGCUCUUCGUGUGGAGUCAAGCUUAUUCUAGGACUGCGAGCGAAGCUAAUUUUGGAAUUGUGCCGCAGCAAUGAUCCAGUGGAUAUACAAGCAAUCCAGCCCCAUCUCAACAGCAUUCAGCUGUCUCUUCCUCUUGUGAAAUAUGGGGACAACAUGGAGGUUGAAGAGACAGGAGUUCACUUUGCUGAGCUGGUCCAUACACUCAUGAAAGACACUAAUCAGAGAGAGCACUUCCACCAGAAUGUUUUUCCAGUGGAGUUUGGUCCCAGUUUUGAUUCUUCUAUUCAGACACUCAUGUGGGACUUCUUGUUUAGACUCGAGCAGUUCUUGCCAGUCCCUGAUCUCCUGCAGACUGUGGGUUGGCUAACCUCUGAUUCUUCUGCUUUAAAAGACUGUGAGGAAUCCAUCAGUAACCCGGAUAAUUUGAGAUCACUGCUCCAUCACCAUAAGUGCCUUGGACAUCUCAACAAUUGUGCCUCAUCAAUGUCACUAAGCACUGGUGACUGCAUCCUGUCCGCACUGUCUGGCAACAAAGACAAAGUGGAUCAGAUGAGCACAGAUGAACUCGAUCCACCUGAAAACUCAGUUUCCACCGAGAUCCCUGUUUGUGUUAUGGACGGCACUGACGUCGAGACUGUAGUGGUCAUGUCCGAAUGGUCGGAGAUUGAAUUAGAAAGCAACCAUGUUGUAGAGGAACCUAGUGAGGAUAGUGGUAACCCUCCACAUCUUUCUGAAUCUGAACAGAAGGAGUCCCAGUCUAGUGAAAGCAUUGAGAAAAGUCAACUCAGGAGUGACAAGGACAGUAAUAUGGAGGGUUAUUUGGAGGAAUCGCCACUGAACCAUAAAGAAGACGAUCACCCCAGUGAUGACUCGAAACAAUCCAGGGAAGAUGAGAAUCUGUGUCCUGAGAUUGCAGAACCUAAACAGCUUUAUUGUCAUCAAGAGAAGAGACAUGCCCCCAACAAUUCGUCCACUCGGUCUAAACUCAUUGUUUCUGCUGGUGCUGCUAAGGAACCUGCAAAUAUUGCUAUUCCUAUUGCAACCCGCAGAUCAGCUCGAAAAUCUAAGAAGACAUGGAAGAUCAAAUUGGUAAACCUCCAGAAGCAGAAAAGAAAAACUGUUGCGUCUAAAGUGGGGAACAGCCAGAAACGGGAAAGAGGGCCUAUUGCACCAACCAGAAAUUCGGGAACUAUCACAGAUGAAGAUGAAGAAGCUCUUACUUUAAAUGAAAGGGAUUCCUCAGAACUGUCUGCAUCUCCUAGUAUUCUCACAAGUGAUGGAAAUGCAGAUACCUCCUCAAAAAAAUUCUCCUGCCCCCAGUGCUCAUUCACGCACGUUCAAGAGCGCUAUGUAAAAAGUCACUUAAAAAAGAUCCACCCUGUAGUAGAGCCGAGUGACAACGAGCCUCACGUGUGCAAGGUGUGUGGCAAAGGCUUCCGCUACCCAGGCAUGUUGAAGUCACACCAGCGCAGACAUACCGGUGAGCAGCCGUUCCAGUGUAUGGCCUCCCGCUGCGGCCGGCGCUUUUCCUACAUGCAGGCACUGCGCCGCCAUCGCCUGGUUCACAAUCCCAAGAAAUCGUUGAGGAAAAAACCUGACGAAGCCCUUCAGCAGGCUGAGCUCGAAACGAAGGAGCGGCCUCAGAACAACGAGCCCCGGGUUUACAACUGCCUGUACUGCAGUGAGAGCUUCAGCUCACUCACAGCCCGCUGCGAGCACUACAAAUCCCACCCUGAGGAGGAGCUGAAGCGCUGCAGUGACUGCGGGAAGAUCCUUAGCUGCCAGGCGGCUCUGAUCAGGCACAAGCGAGGGCAUAAUGAGCCGACCCAAAUUGAGCAGCCACACAUAUGCCCACUGUGCAACUCCAGUUUCUCGUGCACCACCAGUUUCAAGCGCCAUGCGCUCACACAUCAGCCCGAGAGGCCGUACCGCUGCAGCUGCGGGAAGGGCUUCACUUAUAAAGGCGCACUGCUGUCGCACCAGCGCAUUCACACAGCCGAAAAGUCUUACCAGUGUUCUCACUGCAACAAAUGCUUUUUCUACCCCGGAGAGCUGAGAAAGCACGAGAGGACGCACUCGCAGGAGAAGCCGUACCUCUGUCCACACUGCGGCAAGAGUUUUAAAAGAGAGAGGAUCCUCCGUGCGCAUGUAGCAGGCCACACCGAGGAAAAAAUCUUCAAGUGCUCCGUAUGCGACAAAACGUUCGCGUAUAAAGCCAGCUGGGCCAGGCACGUGCUGACACACACUGGCGAGAGGCCGUAUCUCUGCUCGGACUGCGGGAAAACCUUCUUUUCAUUCGGGGAGCUGAUGAAGCACCAGCGCUUUCACACCGGAGAAAAACCGUUUCAGUGCUCAUACUGUGACAAGAGCUUUACACAGGCCUGCUAUCUGCAGCUGCACACCAGGUACCACACGGGAGUGCGGCCCUACAUGUGCCCGCAGUGCAGCAAAAGCUUCUUCACUUCGUGCCGACUCAAGCGGCACAUGCAGAUCCAUACUGAUUACAAGCCUCACGAGUGCGCCGAGUGUGGCAAAAAAUUUAGACAGGCGUAUGUGCUUAAAGUGCACCGGCGCACUCACUUGGAGAAAGACCUGAAGGGAUGAAUAGUGACUCUUUGUGUUCAGUAAACAUCUUAAAUACUUUUUCUUUGAUUUACUUGAGUUUUCUUUUCAAGACGUUGCACUUUUAGAACUAGUUACCAAAUAAAUGGAGUUUUCCCAUGGACAACCAGAAUUUAUGUUCAAAACACUUGUUGAUGUUGAAGUUAUUGCCUAUGUACAUUACAGUCUAAACAGUCUAAAAAAAAGUUUAUUUAAGAUAUUUAGAAAAACUGCAUUUAAUUUCUAAAUCUUCUGCAGAUACAAGAUUAAAUUUCUGAAUCAGCACCUUUUUGGUAAUUCUGUUAUUUGGGUGAGACCUUGAACAGAUCGGUUUCAUUUAGACUGCAGUCCAGACCACCUUUAAAAAACUAGGCACAAGACAGGAACACACUCUGGACAGGGUGUCACAUAAACACACACACACUCACAUCUACGGCAUGGUGGCUCAGUGGGUAGCUCAGUGUCGCCUCACAGCAAGAAGGUCCUGGGUUCGAUCCCCAGGUGGGGCUGUCUGGGUGUGGAGUUUGCAUCUCCCAGUGUCUGUGUGGGUUUCCUCCGGGAGCUCCGGUUUCCUCCCACAGUCCAAAGACAUGCAAGUGAGAUGAAUUGGAGAUACAAAAUUGUCCAUGACUGUGUUUGGCGUUAAAACAUGUGAACUGAUGUACUUUGUGUAUCGAGUAACUACCGUU